Ochotona princeps (American pika) is the source of this 345-nucleotide messenger RNA. Its product is annotated as large ribosomal subunit protein uL29-like. The record is from RefSeq and is a predicted model, not a curated record. The coding region runs from base 1 to 345 and encodes 114 amino acids. Gene Ontology annotation, biological process: maturation of LSU-rRNA from tricistronic rRNA transcript (SSU-rRNA, 5.8S rRNA, LSU-rRNA); translation. Gene Ontology annotation, cellular component: cytosolic large ribosomal subunit; ribosome. Gene Ontology annotation, molecular function: mRNA binding; structural constituent of ribosome. The transcript has a single exon. Lineage: Eukaryota; Metazoa; Chordata; Mammalia; Lagomorpha; Ochotonidae.
AUGGCCAAGAUCAAGGCUCAGGAGCUUUGCAGCAAGAAAGAGGAGGAGUUGCUGAAGGACAACCUCAAAGGGGAGCUGUCGCAGCUCUGCUUCACCAAGGUGGCCAGCAGAAUUGUGUCCAAGCUGGCCAAGCUCGCCCGGGUCCUCACCAUCAUCAACCAGACCCAGACAGAAAUCCUCAGGAAGUUAUACAAGGGCAAGAAGUACAAGCCGCUGGACCUACAGCCCAAGAAGACGCGCACCGUGUGCCGCAGCCUCAACAGGCACGAGAAGAAACUGAAGACCAAGAAGCAGCUGCGGAAGAGCUGGCUGUACUCACUGCGCAAGGACGCGGUCAAGGUCUGA